Messenger RNA from Vicia villosa (hairy vetch), 1112 nucleotides. Its product is annotated as E3 ubiquitin-protein ligase RING1-like. The coding region runs from base 183 to 992 and encodes 269 amino acids. Lineage: Eukaryota; Viridiplantae; Streptophyta; Magnoliopsida; Fabales; Fabaceae. The record is from RefSeq and is a predicted model, not a curated record. Gene Ontology annotation, biological process: protein ubiquitination. The transcript has a single exon.
UCCACCACCAUUAAAAUAACGCGUAAACGCAUAAUCAAAAUCAAAAUCAAAAUCAAAGUAAACUCGUAAGUUUCCUAUAUUGAAUAUGAAAUUACCCUAAAAUUCUAAUCAGUGUAUCAUCACACGUAUAUCUUCAAUGUUCCACUCUUAUCACUAGAAUUCUCUCAACCAAAAUCUCAGCAAUGGUUUUUCAUCUCUAUCAUUGCAAUGAUGGUCCAAAUCCUUCUCCUCAACAACCACCAUCCUUCCAAACGGAUCAUCAUCAUUUCCUUAAUAUUCAAUCUCUUCAUAUAGCUUUGAUUGCCAUGGCUUGCUUCGUUACGACGGUGAUGCUUUUUUUAACAUUUGUCAUAUUCCUAAGGAGACAUAGCCAUGAUGAUGAUCACAGUGAUAGAAGAAACGUGCCUGUAUUGUUUGAUGUACAUGGUUAUAGAGAUUCAACUAUUUCGGAUGAUGGUCCCGAUGAUGAUGAUGACGAUGAUGAUGAUGAUGAUGAUGAUGAGAGUGUUGUUGAUCACCCGAUAUGGUUCAUACGAACUAUCGGCCUUCAACAAUCUGUGAUAGAUUCUAUUACGGUAUUGAAAUAUAGAAAAAACGAAGGAGUUGUGGAUGGGACGGAGUGUUCUGUUUGUCUUGGUGAGUUUCAAGAGGAAGAGAGUCUCAGGAUUUUACCUAAGUGUAUCCAUGCUUUUCAUAUUUCUUGUAUCGAUAGGUGGCUUCGAUCGCAUCAGAAUUGUCCGUUGUGUCGGGCACCUAUAGUCAAUGAUGCUGCUGCAGAGGUGAGUGUUACAGUUACUGGAAGUGAUCAGGUUGAUUCAAAUAUUUCUGGAGAGAAUCCGAACCAAGAAGGACGGAGAGAAAAUUUUGAUAAUGUUGUUGAGGAAGGAUUAGGAUUAGGAGAAUUUCAGGUUGUUAGAAUUGAUAAUGAUGAUAAUGAGAGUGAUUCUGGUGUAUCAUCUAGUGAAAGAUCAUAUAAAAAUCAUACUGUUUAGUAUGUUAGGAAAAGAAUUGGGACAGGAAAUAAAUCAUGUGAUGAGUUCUAUUUUCAAUGAAUGGCGUUGUGCUCUAAUGUAUUUUUAUGUUUUCCAUUUACAAAAAUUAGUCCAUUUUUC